UUUGCUUUUCACGCAUUUGUAAAGCUAAUUUAGGCCGUAUUUGCCGAGCGAUAUAUAAAGUUCCCCUAAAAACUAAACAACAGCGGAAACAGCUACCCCGAAUAGCAGUAAAAAUGUUUAUCUCAAAUCGAUUAUUAAGCUCUUUGGCUUUUGUGUGUUUCAGCAUCUUGCUGUGGCAGGAAAGUGGUGCUGAUAUGCCGAACAACAACGCGCUCACCAACCUGUACAAUAGCAUUCUCCAACGCGAAUAUGCCGGCCCUGUCGUCUUUCCCAAUCAUCAGGUCGAACGCAAAGCUCAGCGUUCACCUUCACUGCGGCUUCGCUUUGGUCGUCGCAGUGAUCCGACAAUGGUUUUGUCUGCCCAGAAACGUUGGUUUGGCGAUGUGAAUCAAAAGCCAAUACGUUCACCAUCAUUACGUUUACGUUUUGGCCGCCGCAGUGAUCCCAAUAUGCCUAUGCACAGCGAACUGGAUAAUUUAAUGAAUGAUUUGGCACUAAAUAAUGAUGGCGUCACUGAUGCCGAAGAGGCGGCUGCUUAUUUCGCCGAUGAGUAUCCUGAAGAUUUGUAUGAUGAUGGUUUUGAGCGUAUGGCACGUAAACCUCAACGUUUACGAUUCGGUCGUAGUUUGCCUAAAAUGCAAAAUAAUAUAGAUGAUGAACUAGAGCACGAACAAUUCCAACAGACCGACGAUUUCUACAAUUCUCUGCUAACAACGGAAAAACUACACAACAUGUUGCUCGCACUCCAUCAAUAUGACUCUGAGCCCCUACCCGCUGAUGGUAUGACAUUAAAUCACAAUAACGAUGAAUUCCAACGUGAAGUCCGCAAACCAGCGUCACUUCGUUUACGAUUUGGACGCAGCGCCAGCAGUGAUACUGAAACACAGAAGAAAUCCACCGCACAAAACACCAUUAAUGCUGAAAAACCGGCAGCAAUUGCUGCACAACAACAACAACAACAAUACCAACAACAACAACAAGCGCAAGCUAAGAAUUAAAUACUGAAAUCAUCAAAAAAAAAAUUAAAAAUGAACAAUUGCGUGCAAAGAAUUGGCAAUUAACCAAAAGCGAAGGAAUUAAAAUAUUAUAAAUUAAAAAAAAACUGGCAAAGGCAUGGCAAACCCCAAAUGAAUGUCGAUGGAGCUUAAGUUUAAAACAAACAAAAAAAAUCUAUUUAUUUAAAAUACAUACCUACAUACCCCCCAGAAAGAAAAAACAAAAACAAAAAAAUGUGCGCAAUAUUGUUAUAAUCGAAACUUCUAAACUUGCUAAUAUGUAUGUAUAUGUCUUUAAAACA
Molecule: messenger RNA, 1297 nt
Organism: Ceratitis capitata (Mediterranean fruit fly)
Lineage: Eukaryota; Metazoa; Arthropoda; Insecta; Diptera; Tephritidae
Gene: sNPF
Product: short neuropeptide F
Exons: 5
Coding region: 114-998 (294 amino acids)
Source: RefSeq, a predicted model, not a curated record